Molecule: messenger RNA, 1527 nt
Organism: Dioszegia hungarica
Lineage: Eukaryota; Fungi; Basidiomycota; Tremellomycetes; Tremellales; Bulleribasidiaceae
Exons: 7
Coding region: 1-1527 (508 amino acids)
Source: RefSeq, a predicted model, not a curated record
AUGCCUACCGCUCACAUUCCGGCGGACGUUUGGACCAUCAUCAGUGACAAGGUCGUCCAUCCCAAGCUCCAUAUCGCGCUCAGCCAGAUAUGCGCCUCUUCUCGGUCGAUAUACGAGGAUGAGGACAAGUGGAAACUCCUCUGUCGAUCCAUCGGCGUCGGGCGGGGGUCGAUCGAGAAGUCGGAGAGCUGGAAGAAGGUCUUUAUCGAAGUGGUGAUGCAUCAGGAGCGGUGCAAGCUGCCUCAGUGUUACCAGUUUGGUGUACCUCCCAUGAACGCGAUCGGCGACCUGCUUCCGUCCUCCGAGGCGACACUCCAGCAUAUCGAGUACUUCAAGCAGCCACAGAAGUGCAGCUGUGGCAAGGCAAACGGUCACCAAGAGGCCCACCAAGCGAGCGAGGACGGUACCGCGGCCGGCGGCGCAGACCCCGCUGGUCCGGCCGCUCAGACUAUCAACAGCCCGGCUAUUACUGGUCUCCUCAAUUCGAUAUUCGGUCAGAUCGGCGCCAACAUCCCUGGCAUGCCUCAGACGGCGCCUACUCAAGUCCAAAUCUUGGGCUUGGGCGGAGGUGCUGCUACCUUUCCGCUCGGGACUGCUCCUCCGGCGACAGCAGCUCCGACCGGCCCGUCAGCUCCCACGAACCCGGGCACACAACCCCCACCAGUCCAGUACCAGUACAUUCCCUUGUCCCUCUCAUUUGCCCCUGCACCUGCCCCACCGGGAGCGGCCCCGCCGAAUCCGGUCGCUCCGACCAACUCAGCUACACAACCGCAACCCCAGGCAGCUCAGUUCCCCCUGUUCGGUCUUGGGAACACUUCGGUCUUUGGACCCGCCCCGGUCUUCACAGCGCCUGCUCCUCCUGCUACUGCCGCUACAGCUCCCGCUGCCCCGUCCGGUCCCAUCAUCCAGCCCAACCUUCUCCCCCUCAGCUACCGGAACCGCGACCGAGUGCCCAAGAAGCCGAUCCUCCACCCGUUCAUCGCCGAGACCGGCUCCAUCGAGUUCGGCCGCUUCCUCGCGGGGGAGACCGCGCUGUUGCCGAUGCAGGCUUGCUCGGUCGCCACUUUGGAGUCGCAGGGGCUGGAUUGGAGUGUCGAGGAUGCAGCUAGCGCGGAGUGGAAGGAGCGGAACUAUAGGCGGAUCGAGGAGCAUCCGUUGCUGACUCGGGCAUUUGCAACCAACCCUCCAGUGGCCGAGAUGAAGAUCAUGAUCCAGGGCUUCAAAGUGACACUCAUCAACCGAGAUGGAGUCACCGUCAAGGACGUCAUCUACAACUUGAAUCGCUAUCUCGAGAAGCCCCUCUCGAAGGAGGAUCACGAUCGGUUUUGCCGCGCCGGCCAGGAUCUGGAUAAUGCGGAAGAAUGUCUGAUUGAGGAUUGUGCCAACCGCUUUGCAUACCUCGCUAAGAAGCAGCUGGGCAUAGUCCCAUCGAUCAGCGAUCCGGCGAAGAAUGGGCAGUGCUGGUUUCGCGCAGCAGCGACUGUCAUACAGGGAGGCGAUACUGUCUGCGUGAUGACUCCGGGAUAG